This is a messenger RNA of Malania oleifera, 2023 nucleotides long. RefSeq lists its product as uncharacterized. The coding region runs from base 326 to 1681 and encodes 451 amino acids. The record is from RefSeq and is a predicted model, not a curated record. Lineage: Eukaryota; Viridiplantae; Streptophyta; Magnoliopsida; Santalales; Ximeniaceae. The transcript has 13 exons.
CUCGAAUUGAAGAAUAAACCCACCAGAUUCCGGAGGCCUCUUCUGUUACGUUUUCUCGUCUCUUUCUGCUUAUAAACCAUUUUCUGUCUGCCGAUCUCCUUCCUCCAUAAAUUGAACGCCCCUCCGCCGGCGAAAAUAUUUUUUCCCUAACCCUAGAAUUUUUCAUGGCCUCAUUGUCCUUCGAUUCAUGUCCGUUCCGUCCUUUCUCCCUUUCGGUUCAAGCUAUUUUCGUCGUCGAUCUCUUCUUUUUCUUUUCUAAAUUGUCUCGUUCUAGGAUUUGCAGUCAACAUUGUACCCGUUUUUGACGAACAGAGGGCCUGCCGCCAUGGGAAAGCGUAAGUCUCAGCGUAAAACGGCUGUUCCGUCAGACUUUCAGGACGAUGAGAGUGUGAGUUCGACGUUGACUGACCAGUCGGAUCCUGCCCUUGCUAAGGGGGUUGAAGACGUCCGGCUUGAAGACGUCGAGCUUAACAAGGACAGCUUACUUGAUCAAUCUCUUGAUGCUCUAUUUGAGAAGAGGGCUUCUACAAGAGAGAAGGCUUUGUCAUCAAUUGUUCAGGCUUUUAGCAGCAACUUGCAGCAUGAGUUUGCGGAGAAGAAUUUUGUUACCUUACUGCAUCGGUGUUUGAGUUCAAUCAAGCGCGGGUUUUCCAAAGAGAUACCUCUUGCAUCACGUGCCAUCGGAUUGUUAGCUUUGACACUUGGUUCUGGGGAUAGUGCACAUGAAAUAUUCAAGGAGUCAAUCCCUGUUUUUUCACAGGCUCUCAAAUCUCCAUCUCAAUCAUCUAACCCAUCAGCUUUAGUGGAGUGUUUGGCUAUCAUCACUUUUGUUGGGGAAAAUGAUCCCCAGGAGGUAGAGAGGGUAGUGCAAAUUAUGUGGCAAUUGGUCAAUCCAAAACGGGGUUCCAAUGUUGUUGCAACUAAGCCUUCAGUUGAAUUAAUGACAGCAACUGUGUCUGCUAGCUCUUUUCUUCUUACAAUUAUGAAUGGAUGGAGAUGCAAAGAUUGGCAGGAGUCAGUUUCUUAUUUUUCUACCUUGCUAGAUAAGGAUGACCGAUCUAUACGCAAAGCAGCUGGUGAAGCACUGGCUGUAAUAUUUGAGACAGGAAAUUUCGAAAAGUUCUUUGCUGAGGCUAAAGGUUCUACUGAUGGCUCAAUUCAUGAAAGAGAUAAUUCUUUGAAAGGAUACGAACAUAUACAAGGAUUGAGGGCGAAAAUCUUAAAUCAAGUGAGAAACCUUUCUAUGGAGGCAGGUAAUAAAGGUUCUAGUAAGAAAAAUCUUAAAAGCCAGCGGGAUCUGUUUCGGGAUAUAUUGGAAUUUCUUGAGUAUGGAUCCUGCCCUGAAACAUAUACGCUGAUAGGUGAUGAUCCACUAACCACAUCGACGUGGUCCGAAAUGAUACAGCUGAACCUUUUGAAGCAUUUUCUUGGGGGAGGAUUUCUGAAGCACAUGCAGGAUAAUGAAUUUCUUCAUGCUGUCUUUGGGUUUGCACCAACAAAAAGGGUACUAUCAGGAAAUGAUCCGCGUAUAUUUAGAGGGAAUAAGAGGAUACCAACUUCAUCAAAUGGUAAAGCAAGGACCAAGUUUCUGAACAAGCAGCGGAUGUUAUCUCAGGAAAGGAACGGUGGCGUCUCUUCAUCUGGUUGGGACAGUGAGCAGGAAGGGUUGUAUGAUGAUUGAUAUGAGUAUGCGUUGAUGGAAUGAUAACCCAUUUUUAUUAUAUUGGGUCCUCUCUUUUAUGUGUAAAUGAGUUGGUCCUCUCAUGCCAACCUUCCAGCUUGAUGAUGCUUGUAGUUAGUUGUAGGGGUUGGUUACAAAAUUUUCUUGUUAAUUCGAUCACUAUCACAUACAUCCCAAACUAGUAAAUUGAGGGAGAGGGGAAUUCUCUUAUUUUUUAUUAUUUGUUUUAGUGGUGGGUUCCUAGUACCCUGUCAUGUGUAACUUUAUGUAAUAAUUCUUUUUCUAAUUAGUGCCAAUUCAAUGGCCUAUUUGAUACCUAAAUCAAAUAGGUUUUGAAUCUCA